CUUUACGCGUCAGUCUUCUAAGCAUUUCUGCCAAGCGAAGUUCAUUUAGUCAUUUAGCUUUCGUGCGUUCGUGAAUUGCAAUAAUUGCCGAUUACACUUACAAAAGAAUUAUUACAGCACUUAGGCAUAUACAUAAAUACAAAGCAACAAAGCGAAGUCUCACGAACAGAGGCAUAGGAAGACGAGCCUGUAGCAUGAAGCUGGUCACAAAUAUGGUGAAUCCAGACGUGGGCACUCUGAGCGUUGUGAGUCCUCCCGAAGUAAUGCAGAAAGUAGUUCCGGGAAAGGAGUCUCCCCAGAAGAGGAGGAGGGAUUGUUUUAGCGGUCACGCCACUCAACGCACGCAGUACACGAUAGUCGCUAAUAUGUCAGUACCGGAAAUUGUGAAUCUCAAAAGUGUGGUGGAACCUUAUUUAGCGGGCGGUGCGUUAGAGUCGUACAGGUCUCGUUACCUUACCAAACCUGGGGAUAAUUAUGGCAGCUGCAUGCUGGCUAUAUCCGCCAACAUCAAGCGUCCAAAUGGUCUCAUCGAGGAGUUGCCCUUAAUUGCAAAGCUACCGCCAGUAACCAACGAUUUAUAUUGGCAAAUAUUCCAGCCCGAACGAACUUGCAUCACUGAGAAUAAAGUGUAUCAAACUGUUGUGCCAGAAAUACAUCGGCUACAAAUCGAAGCUGGUAUGUCUGAAGAUAAGCUGUACGAUGGUGUGCCUCGUUACUAUGGCAGUCGGAUAUCGUUAGAUGCCAAUGCUACCAAAGUAGAUCGCGAUGCAGUUCUAGUGCAAGAGAAUCUCCAGACGUCCGGUUACAAAGCUGGGAAUCGGCAGAAAAUGUUCGAUUUUGCACAUGCGAAACUUGUCAUGGAAUGUAUGGCCCAGUACCAUGCGUUGCCAAUUGCUUUGCGUCUUAAGAAACCCGACAUUUUCACCAAAAAUAUACGUCCGUACUUCAAUCGCUUCAAUAUGAACAUUUCAUUAGGAGAUGAGAUGAGGGACGAAAUGCGUAGGGAAGUAUCCGAGGACCUACAGUUGGCCACCAAUAACAAUGAGGCGGCAAUUGAGGAGAUUAUGAAACUAUUUAAGUUGUACGAUGAUUGGCUGGAGCAGCCAGAAUCAGUUGAUGGACCAUAUACCAGCCUGGUGCACUGCGACCUGUGGAUCAAUAACAUCAUGUUUCGAUAUGAUGACAAAGGCCAACCGAUAAAGUUAAAAAUUGUAGAUUUCCAAAUAGCCCAGUAUGAGUCAGUUGCGCAUGACAUUAUAUUUUUCCUAUUCUCAAGCGUCGAAUCUGCAACGCUGGAGGACGAUUUCGAAAACUUUUUGAAAAUCUAUUAUGAUGCCUUUAUACAAAACUUAGAAACAGUGCAGGUUUCUACUAAAAACUAUACUUUCGAGAGCUUUCUAAGUGAAGUACGACGCGUGGGACCAAUUGAAAUUCCACACCCGAUUUUCAUGACAAAAAUAAUUUUGGCCGAUAACAGCACCCUUCCAGAUGAUUUCAAGGACGUAGACAUAUCAUUUUUAAGUAAGAAUCGUGGACUGAAGGCGGUUACCAAACGAAUGGAAGAUAUUGUGCGUGUGGCGAAAAAGUUUAAAAUAUAUUAAUUUAACUUUUGAUUUUUGGUUAAAAUAAGAAACUGCACUGCAGUACCUGAGAAAUUAAAUGGGUUUAAUGGGUUUUUUUUGGGAAGUAGAA
This is a messenger RNA of Anastrepha ludens (Mexican fruit fly), 1692 nucleotides long. RefSeq lists its product as uncharacterized. The transcript is spliced from 6 exons. Bases 195 to 1601 code for a protein of 468 amino acids. The record is from RefSeq and is a predicted model, not a curated record. NCBI's taxonomy places the organism in Eukaryota, Metazoa, Arthropoda, Insecta, Diptera, Tephritidae.